GUCCGGCAAAUGUGUAUUGUGUCGAGCCAUAUAGAUCUCCGAUAGUUGUCACGUCAACAUGGCGCGUCUCGAGAUCGUGCAAUUUUUGGCCGUUAUCGUGAUCAUCGUACAACAUUUGACACAUUUAGUCGAAUGUGAAGACAAAAGGAUCGUAAUUUUCAUGCCCCGGCGGAUCAAAACAAUACAUCACCACCAUCACCACGUUGUGCUGAUGGAUCCAAAAACGAAAACUAUGACGCACACAAAACCGUACUCGGAUAGGUCAUCGUCAUCUGUUUCGUCCUCGUCGGCCGAGGUAGACUAUCAGCAGCAACGAGAUCACCAUCGUCACUAUCAACGCCAACGACAGCAACAGAAGCAGAAGCAGCAGCAGCAGCAGCAACAGCAGCAGCAAUCCGAGGAAGCCGAAAGUCAUCCGCUGUCGUACUUCCAACAGCGAACGACCAUUAGAACCAGCGAUCCAAACACGUUGUAUCCGAUCUCACGACCGCAGCCGUCGCAGACGUACUACUCCACUCUGCCCUCCAGGCAGAAGAGGUCCAAAGUCAUAGCUAGAUUGGUGUAUAACCAUUAAACCCAAUGUUUUUUUUUUUUUAAUUUUAUUUUAUUUUCCACUCUUGUUGUUCGUUUCAUAUACUUUUUUUUAAUAUCAAAUGUUUAUGGUUGUACUAUAACAUCCCUUUGGCGUACAUAAUAUAGAUGUAGUCAUGUAGGAUGAGGUUGCUGUUUGGAUCAAAUCAUACGGAUAUUACAAUAUUUAUAAUAAAAAAUUUCGUACCCAAUACUUGAUAAUGACGUAUUUUUUAAAUAGUUUCUUCGAAAAACUCGGUAAUAUAUUCACAAAAAUUAAUUUUUAAUAUACGGCAACCAACUCAAUGACCAUUUACUCGACGUGCAUUUAGUAUACGAAGACCGAUUUAUAGUUUUAUUAAAUAUCUGCAGUAGACUGAGCAUGCUCAAUAGCAAAGUUUUUAAUUAUUUUCAACUACUGCCAUUUUGUUAGAUAAUAUUACAAUUUAUACAACAAAAAAAACAUUGAAUUUGAUCAUCGUUCUAAGAGAAAAAAA
Molecule: messenger RNA, 1067 nt
Organism: Rhopalosiphum maidis (corn leaf aphid)
Lineage: Eukaryota; Metazoa; Arthropoda; Insecta; Hemiptera; Aphididae
Product: oxidant-induced cell-cycle arrest protein 5-like
Exons: 3
Coding region: 59-574 (171 amino acids)
Source: RefSeq, a predicted model, not a curated record